CCGAUUUCGAGAUUUGACGUUGUGGUGGUUGCGUGAGGGCACUGUUCAUUACCGGGUUUUCAUUACGAUCGUUGAAACUGGUUUGUGUGGGCUUACAUUCGCAGUCAUAACUGUUGGCUGCCGGUACGGGCAAGCCUGUUCACAGCUGUCUGUAUGGUGGUGGCGCCAGUUGUUCUCAACUGCAAAGCCAGUGCAGGUGAUGGCUGCUGCGACGCCGGAGCCGCGCCGGCGCUCCUCCUACCUGGCCGCCUUCAGUACGGUGCGCUCGCGCCGCCUGGCACCGGCGCGCACCCACAUGACGGCGGCGUCGCGCAACCAGCUGGAUCAGCUGGCGGCGCACACCUGGCGCGUCAUGUUCGUGGGGCCUCUCUGGGGCGUGCGGAUGACGAACAAGCGCGAGCUGACGACCGUGCUGCGUCGGCUGGAGCGGUUGGUCCGGCUGGAGCUCGAUCAGACCACUGAGUACAAAGGCAUGACGGUGGAGGCGGCGGUGGUGGACGCGCUGCUGGACGGACACUCGUCUGUGCCGUGCCUCCGCCUGACUGUGCGUGCGCCGGAGCGCCCCGCGUCGCUGGCGGAGCUCCUCCUCUGCAAUGACGAGGCCGUCGGCCGCUCGCUGCCCGCCAGCUGCGAGGGCCAGUGCGUCUGGCUGCCGCUGGCGUUCUGCCGCGGCGCCGCCGCCGUCCUGGACGCCCGAGCUCCUGGCGCUCUGCGCUAG
Messenger RNA from Pollicipes pollicipes, 718 nucleotides. RefSeq lists its product as uncharacterized. The transcript is spliced from 4 exons. Bases 200 to 718 code for a protein of 172 amino acids. The record is from RefSeq and is a predicted model, not a curated record. Lineage: Eukaryota; Metazoa; Arthropoda; Thecostraca; Pollicipedomorpha; Pollicipedidae.